Molecule: messenger RNA, 2690 nt
Organism: Chara braunii
Lineage: Eukaryota; Viridiplantae; Streptophyta; Charophyceae; Charales; Characeae
Source: the annotation of a GenBank genome assembly
GCCCGCUACCUUAGUGACUCCUCACUGUCCUCAGCGUUUAGCAGCUGGGGAUGACUACGGACGUGUUGCCGCCGCGACUCGCAUUCUCCACAACGUUCCUUCCUCCUCUUCACUCUGCUUGAGGAAUAUAGUGGUGCAAGGGGGAGGGUGGAUUGAGGCCAUACGCGAUUGUCACUGCAGGCACUCGGCUAUAGUGAACUGGUCACUCCCAUCUCUUCUUCGUUCGGUCUCCGCGGCUAUAUCGAACUGGUCAUUUGUUGACGUCUGGGAAAUCGGGUUUCCCGAGAAAAAGAAGAGUGAAGCGAGCAAGGUCAGUAGAGCUGCGAGGGGCACCGAGACGAACGGAGACAACUAGACUACCAAGUCGGGGAGAGCGAAAGCGAAUAUGGCUCAGGAGUUACGUAAAGCUGGCAGAGUCUCCGUGCCUACAGCAGAGGAGCAGGGAGGAGGUACAGGACCGGAGUAUGAUUACCCAGACACAUCUGCAGACGAAGUCAUUCCUGUGGUGAAGGGGAAUGAACCCAUAAUCGACGAAUCGACGGAGGAUGUGGCAGCGGCGCCUGGAGAGAAUUUGCCUGAAAUGUCUCCUGAGGACAUUGAGAAAAUGGAGCGUGAAGAGGAGGGAGAGGAAGAAGAAUGGACAGAAGACCUAGCUCAAAAUGAGCCUCUACCAGAUGAAGAGUACAUUCAACUGCCAGAGGAGAAAGAGGCGGACUUGGUCAACACCGAUAGAAAGUCAACGCAGACGAACUUGUUCAACGCCGAUAGCAAGUCGCGCAGGAGAAUUUGGAUGUUUACCAAUGAGCCCUCCCUUGUGUCGGCCGAUGAUCGCACGAGGUCCCUGACCACAUGGCGCACCUUCCAUCCCAUCGUCUCGCCGACCCCUUUGAUGACAGCUGGCAAAUCCCACCGACGUGGCGGACGCGGACCUUGCCACGUGGCAGCACGGUGCAAGGUGGAGGAGGAGGCGGCUGAUGUGGCUGCUGCUUCCUCCAGGCGAGAGGUCCUCGGCCUGUUGAUAGCGUCAUCGGUGGUGGGGACCACAUGUGGUUUGCCAUCGCCCUUGCCUGAGUCAGCAGCAGGUGCAAAGGGCGUCUUCCUCUCGAUGGCUAUGGCGGCCGAGGAUGCCGAAGCUGCAGAUCCCACGUCGUUCCGCGUGUAUUUCGGAAAUGCCGCGGCAGCUGCCAGCUAUGGUGGUUAUGGUGGGAACGCCAGCAAGCAGAGCGAAGCUGAGUACACGUACAAGGUGCCUGCCACGUGGAAGGAGCACGUCGUUUCGAAGAUCGAGAAAGGAACCAACGGCACAGACAGCGAGUUCUAUAACCCUAAGAAGAGGUCCGAAAAGGUGUACCUUACCUACCUGGGUGGGGUGCCAAAGCUUGGCCCCAAAGAGGCCAUCUUGAACAAUCUGGCAUUGUCUGACGUGUCGCUACAGGACGCCCUUGCCGAAGCAGAGGAGAUAAGCACCGGCGAAAGGACGGACGCGCAGGGGCAGGUGUAUUACGACUACGAGUUCUCUACCGCUGGGGAACACAGCCUCAUCACCGUCACAUGCAAGAGAAACAAGCUGUAUUCACUCUUCGUCCGCUCUCCUGAAAAGGACUUCAAGAGGGAUGAAAGCAUGCUUCGUGAGAUCUGGAGCUCCUUUUCAACGGUCUAGAUUCAUUAGCGGGCUAGCAAAAAAUCCUACCAAAAAAAUAAAAAUAAAAAAAUCUACAGAGGAUGAAUCGCCUGUCGGUAAACAGAUCACAAGUUCAAAUGCUGCUGCUGGACUAGGACUAGCGGGGCUCGUUGGCUUUCUGUACCUCGUUGGGAGUGUGUGUGUGUGUGUGGGGGGGGGGGGGGGGGGGGGGUGGGGGGGGGGGGGGGGUGUUUCUGCCCCUGCAAAUCUACUUUAUAUGUUGUCGAGAGCGUAAUUCUGGCGGCAGCGGAGAGGGGUCGUGAAAAGAAAUUGAAGAUGGAAAAAUGGCACACAAACCAGUCAUAACAAUCACACAAGUAGACAUAUGGAGUUUCGAAAGGAUGGCACACAAACCAGUGACACCCCCCACCCACCCACCCACCGGGCCUUCAACAAUGAUGGGCGGUUGGUCGCUGGGUGCGUCAGUACUGGGGAUUCUCCUACCAACCCGGGUAGUGAGGUCCCACCGAAAUGAUGUUUCAAGGAAAAAGAGCGGUCUUUUUGCCUUUCCUUCUCUUUUUGUGUGUUCGAUUUCGUCUGUUCUUUUCUUCUGCUUCUCCUUCGCAGCGGCGCUGAUGGCGUCCUGCUGCUGCCUCCUGCCUCCUCCCCCUCCCCCUCCCUCUCCCUCUCCCUCUCCCAAUUCCAAUCCCUUUCUAAGAAGGAUGUGCUAUCCAGCCGUUGACGUGGCAGAAUCCACGGCAUCCAAUCUCCUCACUUACUACCAGGAAUGCCCGGUUGACACGUGGAAGGUGGGCGGAUCUGCACCGGCCUCUCUAUAAAUGCCAUCGUCCGAUUUCUGACGUGUGGUUCGAACCGCUGACCACGCAGGGAGCAGGCUUGUCGGAAGAACCCAUAGGCAGGUAGUCAUAUAUUGCGUGCUCUCUCUCUCUCUCUCUCUCUCUCUCUCUCUCUCUCUCUCUCUCUCUCUCUCUGCAUUUUGUUCCCACCCUUGCACGCACUUACGAGAACGACUAGAAAAGAGAGCGAGAAAUCAAUUAACCAAUUGACA